This is a messenger RNA of Ilex paraguariensis (yerba mate), 718 nucleotides long. The record is from the annotation of a GenBank genome assembly. NCBI's taxonomy places the organism in Eukaryota, Viridiplantae, Streptophyta, Magnoliopsida, Aquifoliales, Aquifoliaceae.
AUGGGAGAAGAGGCACCGACGUUUGCUUCGUUUCCGACAACACCAGCAAAGAAUCUGAAGUUCACGGAAUCAAUAUACGAUAGAGGAGAAAGCGCAAAAACGAUGCAGUACAGAUUAGCUUGCACCACAACAAGGUUUAAUCAACUGUUGUUGGAACAAUUUCGGCCAAGAAGGCUUGCCUCUACCUUUGUCUCACCCUUUCGUAGUACAGGUACUGCACACCCCACCAACACGCAACAAGCACACUGGAAUUCCACCGGUGCAACUACAACGCCAGUCGAAGAUAUAAGUUGCGCAGGUUUGGACGGCACGCCAUGGCCAGAGGACAUAAGGAAACAAGAAGAAGACGAUAAAGAAUAUUUCAAGCACCAUAAGGCGUCGCCUUUGUCUGCGGUGGAGGUUGUCGAUACCAGGAAGCCGAUUACAAGGGCUACUGAUGGAACUGUGGAAAGCUAUGGGAUUGGGGAAGCUGGAGGAGGUGUGAUUCGAUGGAGGCCGGAGCAGCUUGAUACGGCUGAGGAGGCGCUUAGGAGAGCUGUUGAGAUAUGGAGACAGAACGUAAUGAGGGGUGAUCCCGAUUCUCCACACGGCAGAGUUCUGAGAUUGCUUCGUGGUGAGAAAUGGUGAUUCCGUGUCCUGUAAAUCUUUUUUUCUUUUUUUUUUUUUGAAAGAUUAUUAUGCAUAUAUGGAAGUUACUUACCCAAAAAAAUGUAUGCAA